CUCACCAACACUCAAGUCUCACGCAGAUUGGACCUAGCAGGUCUCUCCAUUUUUUGUGGAUCUCUCAGUCUGUCCUUUCUGAUCCUCCCUUAGCUGGCUGGGAGUCCUCCCUGAUGCCCAGUGACCAUCCUCUCAGCUACUUCUGCUCCUUCCUCCAACACGUUCCUACCAAGUGCUUAUUUAUGUGCAUGUUUGUGCCUAACCAUGUUUGUGCCUAACCAUGCUUGCAUGUGUUGAGAGACUCUGAACAGGAAUUACGGCCUUCACAAAGCCUGCUUUCUGAGGGGAGGGACAGGCGGCUGCUCCCUGUGAAUGGUGAGGCUCUGGACACACCCAGGAUAUGCUGGGAUGGAGAGGGGAGGAAAGUGAGGGGGGAGCUCAGGGAAGUCUUCGGGAGGAGUGCCCCAGGAAGAGGGCAGGCCAAGUGUGCUCGCUGCUGGUGCAAGUAGAGGCGAACAGCAGCUUCGUGGAAAACCCAGGAGUGGAAAACUUAGCGCCACAGCAGCUUGCCGUCGUUCAGGAUGGAGCCUGGCACUGGGCGCGACUCGACUUCUCAGGGAUGCCCCACACUCCAAUGAGAAGUGUGUGUGACCGUAGGUCCGUCACCACUGGGACACACGACCACUACGUCUACGUCCGUCACCUCCCGCACACACGACCUCAUAGUGGCCGAGGUCUAUGCCGGCUCCCUAGACUUUCAGGCGCAGGCUUCAAACAGCUACUGAUUGGUCUCUGGGCUCAGACUUCAUCUGGUGACAUGGCUAUGUGCACCAAGAAGGGCAAGGCUGUUGCUAAGUGUGGCAUCUGUUGUGGUGCCUCCCUCAGGAAAAUGGUGAAGAAAAUGGAAAUAAGCCAGCAUGCCAAGUACACCUGCUCCUCCUGUGGCAAAGCCAAGAUGAAGAGACCAGCUGUGGGGAUCUGGCAUUGGGGAUCCUGCAUGAAGACGUGGAACGCGUGCCACCUGGACCCACAGAACCACUUCUGCCAUCACAGUAUAGCCCGCCACCUGAAGACUGAGGAGCUGAAAGACCAGUAGAAGCUUCACCAUUUGAAACCUCGCUAGUCUGUAAUAAAUGGGUUAAUUUAUGUAAUAACAACAAACAAAACCCAGAUUUAUUAUCUUACAGUUCUGAAGGUCUGAAGUCCACGGGUCUCACUGGGCAAAACUCCAGGUGUUGGCAGGGCUGCGUUCCUGCUGAAGGCUUGAGGGGAGGAUGUUUUCUUGCCUUACCCAGCUUCCAGAGGCUGCCCACAUUCCUUGGCCCCCAACCUCUGGCCCCUUCCAUCUUCUAAGCCUGCAGUGACUGGACGUGUCUCUCAUGUCGCCCCUCUCUGCCACUCACUUCCGCCUCCAUCCUCAGCUUACAAGAACCCUUGUGCGUCAGGAUGAUCUCUUGAGGUCAGCUGAUGCACAGCCUUAAUUUCAUCUGCAACCUUAAUGCUCCUUUGCGGCAGCAGGUAGCACAUUCACAAAUUCUGGGGGAUGUGGCCGUGGAUGUCUCCAGGGGCGGUGGGCAUUAUUCUGCACACCACAGAUGGCCUGUCUCUUUCCAACUCUUUGGGCCUCUGACUCAUCCACAAACUCCUCAGAACCCAGCCUGUACCGGGUUUAUUACAUAUUUCAAUAAAUCUGAUUCAAAUGAUAUACUGAGAACUCAUUUGUGCUGGGUACUUUCGUACGUAUUAUCACGACUUUUGUUCCCAUUCUACAGGUGAGGAAAAUAAGGCUCAGAGAA
This is a messenger RNA of Lutra lutra (Eurasian river otter), 1736 nucleotides long. RefSeq lists its product as uncharacterized. Lineage: Eukaryota; Metazoa; Chordata; Mammalia; Carnivora; Mustelidae. The record is from RefSeq and is a predicted model, not a curated record. Bases 341 to 1036 code for a protein of 231 amino acids. The transcript has 3 exons. Gene Ontology annotation, cellular component: ribosome. Gene Ontology annotation, biological process: translation. Gene Ontology annotation, molecular function: structural constituent of ribosome.